AGCUGUGUCCAAUCACAGCUGAUCACUGAUCAUCAGGGCACUGAUGAUCAGUGUGCCCUGAUGAUCUGUGUAGCUCCCAGCAGUGCCACCUGUCAGUGUCCAUCAGUGCCAGCUGUCAGUGAUCAUCCAUGCCACCUGCCAGUGCCCAUCAAUGCCACAUCAGUGCCUACCAGUGCACAUCAAUGCCACAUAUCAGUGCCCAUCUGAGCUGCCUUUCAGUGCCACCUAUCAGUG
Messenger RNA from Staurois parvus, 234 nucleotides. The record is from the annotation of a GenBank genome assembly. Lineage: Eukaryota; Metazoa; Chordata; Amphibia; Anura; Ranidae.